Messenger RNA from Serpula lacrymans var. lacrymans S7.9, 1533 nucleotides. RefSeq lists its product as uncharacterized. The coding region runs from base 1 to 1533 and encodes 510 amino acids. Lineage: Eukaryota; Fungi; Basidiomycota; Agaricomycetes; Boletales; Serpulaceae. The record is from RefSeq and is a predicted model, not a curated record. The transcript has 6 exons.
AUGGCAAUGGUGACCUCUGUUUCAGGCCAAGUUCCUGUGAAAGUUUUACACUGGGAUGACUCAAUCAGAAACUCCCUUAACCACAAAAAAGAAAUAAUCCGCUCUGACCAGAGUAUCUAUUCAUCAGAUUCAUUUUUACGUCAUAAUCAACCUGAGUGGACAUUGGAUGUUGCAGAGGGUACUCUUGAUGAGGUUAUACAACAGUUGAGUAAGGAGGGCUGGCAGGUUGGUAAUGGAAAUCAUGUUCUUGAGCAUACAUAUCAGACCUUUGGCAGAGUCAACGGUCUCAGCUUGUUUCUUGAAAACAAUGUAUCUGAAUACUUCGCCUUUAUGAUCCCUUACUUCAAGUGCCUCUGCAAGGUUCUGUUUGGGUCCACAUUGCUCCUCUCAAAGAGCUUUGUAGAGGCAGGUCCGCCGUCAUUCUUUGUACUGUUGCAUGCCUUCCAUGACAAUGUUCUCAAUAUCCUCGGGGAAGCUCUAGAGGAAAUUCAACGCAAUGAAAGGUGGAAGGAUCUGAGGAGGCCUUUUAGCACGCCGUCAGGGCGCAAAGGGGACCAGUGGAAGUAUGGCAAGUACCCGUGCCCCAAUACGCACAUUGGCUCUGCAAGAAGCUGUGCUUGGUACUGCAAGGGCAAAUCAAGAGAGAUCCUAACCCAGCAGGAUGGCAACUUGGCGAGGCAAGGAUUGCUGGUGGAAGAGAAUUUAGAUAACCACUAUGGCCCUCCACAUCCAUUCCAGAAGGAAUACAAUGGAGAUGCUGUGGAAGAUAUUGAAGAAGGUCUAUUUGCAUUCAUCCCACUCAGGCAACCUGAACAGGAGGAUCUGGAGCCAGGGGAGGCAGUGGGUCCUUCUAAUUAUCCAAAUGCCAUUUCCCUGAAUGAUAAUGAUGAUGAGCGUGUAAAAAUUCUCCACCCUACAGCACGACAGAUAAUAUGUAUGGACCAUACCUUGCAUGAGAGAUGGAGAAAAGAGUUUGAAGGGGAAAAAGGGGCUGUAGACAGCUAUAGGGAUGUGGAUAUGGAUAAUAAUUUCCCAGUUGCCUCUGGACCACAGGAUACUAGGUCAAAGAGAGACUGGGAUUGUCCUAUCACAACAUCAGAGGGCCACACAAUAGAGGUGGUAGGAGGAGAUGGAGCAGUGAGAAGAGUAUACCCUAUGCUAGCCUGCUAUGUGGCCGAUUAUCCAGAGCAGUGUCUGGUGACGUGCUCAAAAUAUGGUAUCUGCCCCAAAUGCAAACGACCUCCAGAAGAGCUUUCAGCCUCUACUGCAGGAAAGCCACGUACUGAUCAAUGGACAGAGUCAUUAUACCAGGGUGUUUACAAGCACAUGGUGCAUUGGUUCCAGCAACUACUAGAUCCUAAGAAACUUGAUGCACGCAUCAGAGCACUUCCUCCCUGCUUUGGUGUUUGUUAUUUCAAGAAUGGCUUUUCUGCUCUUGGUCAAAUAGGGGGGAAGGAACGGAAAGAUAUGGCAAAGAUGCUAUUGGGAUGCCUUAUUGGCAAACUUCCAUGUCAUGCUACCAUCACCUAUUGA